Messenger RNA from Dictyostelium discoideum AX4, 2742 nucleotides. RefSeq lists its product as hypothetical. The transcript is spliced from 3 exons. Bases 1 to 2742 code for a protein of 913 amino acids. Lineage: Eukaryota; Evosea; Eumycetozoa; Dictyosteliales; Dictyosteliaceae. The record is from RefSeq and is a predicted model, not a curated record.
AUGUCAGGAGAUUCAAACUAUGAUAUAGUUAAGAAAGAGUUUUUUAAUUUAUCUCAUUAUGUUAUCUCUAUAUAUGAUUCAUUAAAUAUUUAUUGUACUUCUUUAAAAGAAUUAUAUUUAGGUUCAGAUAGUUUUAUAAAUACAACAAGUAAAUGUUUAGAACCAGAUCAUCCAUUAUCAAAAUAUAGUUUAGGUAUAAAAAGUGAAAUUGAAAAUAGCUUUAAUGGUUGGAGUAAUAAUCAACAAGAGAAUUUUCAAAAGUUGGUUAAUUAUUUAAAUGGUUUAGAGAGUGCAAGAUUAAAGAUUGAAAAUUUUGAUAAUAAUGGUUUUAGAGAUUUUAAAUUAAAAACUGAAAUAUUUAAAGAUGUUAACAAUCUAUUCGAUUCAAAAUCUGAAAAUUUCGAUAUCCCAUUAAUCAAUAUACAAUUCUCAUUUAAUAGUUUAUUUCAAUCAAUUAAUUCAAUUCAUAAUAGUUUUUCUUUUAUCUUACAACAGCAAAUUAAAUUUAAAAGUCCAGUUUCAUCUUUACAACCUGUAUCACAACCAAUUUCUAAACCAAGACCAACUUCUGUAAUAUUACAAAAUCAACAACAGCAACAACAACAACAACAAAAUGAUAAUAAUAAUAAUAAUGUUCAAACAACACCUAUUGUACCAAAUAGACCAACAUAUAAGCCACCAAUACAAAGACCAUUGUCUACUAAUUUAAAUAAUGUUAAUAAUGGUAAUUCUAAUGUUGGUAGUUUGAGAGCUGCACCUGCUCCUAUUUCAUCUUCAAAUGUUGAACAACCACAAAAACCAGUUACACCAACAUAUAAACCACCAACCCAAAGACCAUUAUCAACAAAUUUAAGUAGUGGUGUUGUGAGACCUGCUCCUAUUCCUAUUUCUACUUCAACUGAAGAACCACAAAAACCAGUAACGCCAACAUAUAAACCACCAACACAAAGACCAUUAUCAACAAAUUUAAGUAAUGGUGUUGUGAGACCUGCCCCUAUUCCUAUUUCUUCUUCAACUGAAGAACCACAAAAACCAGUAACACCAACAUAUAAACCACCAACACAAAGACCACUAUCUACAAAUUUAAGUAAUGGUGUUUUAAGACCUGCACCACCACCAUCUAUAAAUUCUACACCUACAUCUUUACCUUCUCAACCCACACCUAAUACAUUUAAAAAACCAAAUUAUAUAAAACCAAUGCCAGCAUCACAAGAACAACAACAUCAACAACAACAACAGCAACUACAACAACAGGAGCAGCAAUCAAUAAAACCUCAACCAACUCCAUCUUUCCAACGUCCAACUCCAUCUUUUAAUAAACCAUCACCAUCACCAUCACCAUCAACUCUUGCUCAACAAACACAAACAACAGACUUUCAACCUCAAAGACCCCCACCACCAUCAAUUCAACCUCAAAGACCUCCACCACCAUCAACUCAACCUCAAAGACCUCCACCACCAUCAAUUCAACAACAACCAGUUCCAGUUGAUAAUAGCUAUAAUAAAAAUGAAAAGAAAAAGGAUUCACUAUCACUUUUUGGAAAGAAAUUAUCAACAGCAUUCAAAAGUUUGGAUGUUUCAAGUGGUUCUAGUUCUGGAAGAUCUUCAAUGAUGGGAUUUGGAUUUCCUACUGAUAUGCUUGGUCCAAAACUUGAAGAUAUAGUAAAUGAUUUUGAAUAUCAUAAAAAAAAAUGGGAUGGAUAUGGUAAAAGAUUUAAAUUGGUUAAAAAGUAUACACAAUCAAUAAGAUGGGUUGGCCAUGGUAGUGCAAAGAUUGAAAGUGGUAAACCAAUUCCAAAUCAAUUGAUUACAAUGAUUCUUACAACACCAAUAACUAUGCAAUCACAAGUGAUAACCUAUUCACAAGUUGAAUUUAAAAAUUCAAGAGGUAAUGUCGUAACACCAACCAUUGUUGAAAUUCCAAAUUCAGAGGUAUCCAUUUAUCAAGCAGAUUUUCAUGGUCCUCAAGAGUUUGAUGAAUUCUUUUGCGAGAACAUUGUUGAGGCGGAUUUAUUCUCAAUCAAUUUGGAAGAGAUAAAGUCAACUCAGGAACAAUCACCUUAUGUUGAACCAUUAUCAGAGAAAGAGAAUGAAAUUUAUUUAGUUUUUACACCAACUUUGAAUUUUAAUGAACCAGAGUUUGCACAAUUUAUUGAAAGAGAAGGAUUAUAUCCUCAAAUUGAUGGAGCAAACCAACAACAAGAGACAUUGUUAUGUUUUGCCUAUAGAGUUAGUUUAUAUAUCAAAUUACAUAUCUCUUAUGAGAUCAGUUGUGGUGAUCAAAAACCAUUGGUAACAAUUAAUAAAGGUUUAGGAAAUUGUUCAUCUUAUUCAAAUCUAUUCUGUUCAAUUAUGAGAUAUAAUGGUAUACCUUGUAGAAUAGUUAGUGGUGUGGUUUCAAGAAAAAAUAAUGUCAUUGAUGAACCUCAUGGUCAAAAUGAAUUUUAUUUACCAAAUAUUGGUUGGAUACCUUAUAAUGGUGCUGUAAUGGGUGGUCCAAAUGAUAAUUCAAUCGCUUUUGCAAAAUGUUUUGGUGAUCUUUACUCUUAUAUGAUUGAUACUCAUAUCAAUUUAAGUUAUGAUCAACAAUCUAAAUCAGAACAUACAGAGAGACAAAGUAUUUGUGGUGAAAUGGUACCAACAAAAUGUUAUUUUCAACAUGGUUCAACACCUUCUUUUGGUGCUCCUAAAAGUGAACAUGAAUUCACAAGAAUUGAUAAUGGCGGAGUUUUAGAAUUUUAG